This is a messenger RNA of Pediculus humanus corporis (human body louse), 660 nucleotides long. Its product is annotated as Inositol-tetrakisphosphate 1-kinase, putative. The transcript is spliced from 3 exons. Gene Ontology annotation, biological process: inositol trisphosphate metabolic process. NCBI's taxonomy places the organism in Eukaryota, Metazoa, Arthropoda, Insecta, Psocodea, Pediculidae. Bases 1 to 660 code for a protein of 219 amino acids. Gene Ontology annotation, cellular component: cytoplasm. The record is from RefSeq and is a predicted model, not a curated record. Gene Ontology annotation, molecular function: inositol-3,4,5,6-tetrakisphosphate 1-kinase activity; magnesium ion binding; inositol-1,3,4-trisphosphate 5-kinase activity.
AUGAAAAUAAUAUUUGAAGUAGAAAAAUAUAUGAGCUACCAUCCUGAUGUAAUAAUAAUUGAUCCUCUGUAUAAUGUGAGACAAUUACUUAAUAGAUAUAAAUCUUAUUCAUUAAUUCAUAAAAAUGCAGUUUUGUUAGAUAGUGAAGUAUUCACUCCAUCAUUUGUUGAAAUAACAUCAAACAAUGCAGAAGAAAAUUUGAAUAUAUUGAAAAAAGCUGGAGUUAAAUUUCCAUUUGUUUGUAAACCUUCAAUUAAUCAUGGCUCCAGUGAAGCUCACAAAAUGUCAAUUGUGUUUAAUGAAAAAGGAAUAAGAGACUGUAAGCCAAUAUCAGUAGCUCAAACAUUUAUAAAUCAUAAUGCUGUUCUCUAUAAAAUAUUUUGUGUUGGAGAAGAGUAUCAUGUUGUAGAAAGACCCAGUUUAAAAAAUUUUUAUUCUAAUGGUAUUGAUGUUUCUAAAUCGGAUUCAACUUCCAGUUUAACGGUAUUAGACGAAGAUGAUCCUCCGCCAAAAUUAAAUGUUUUAGAUGUUAAAAGAUUAGAUAAAAUAGUUAAAGCUGUAAGAAAAGAAAUUGGUUUGGCUCUUAUGGGAAUUGAUAUAGUUGUAGAAAAUCAUACAAAUAGAUAUGCUAUUAUUGACAUUAAUGCAUUUCCUGGUUAG